AUGAGGACUGCCCUGGUCUUCGCCUGCUUGGUGGGGAUGGCGUGCACCUUCUCGGUCAAGAGCUGGCUGCGGCGAGCCAAGUUGGACGACUCGGAAGAAAACGCGGUGUUCAAGAACAGGCACCGGUAUUACCUGUACAGAUACGCCUACGUGCAUCCCCUGCAGCGACGGUACCAGGGCAGUGACUCAUCGGAAGAAGAGGGGGACCGCUCAGAGGAGGAGGAGGAAGGGGGGGAGCCGUCCCAUGCUGGCAACGAGGCAGCUGGCCACCCCGCCGGAGCAGCCCCCGGGGACAGCCAGGGCGGGCUGGGAGGAGAUGUUGCAUCCCCCCAGCAGGGCAAGUGCUGCCUAGGGUCUCUGAAGGGGGGCAGGAACAGCGCUGCCAGCAAGGGGGGCGACUCCGAAAAUGAAGACAGCGACGAGAAUGAGGAGGAGGAGGAGGAGGAGGAGGAGGAAGAAGAGGUAGCUGAGAACGAGAAUGGCGUCAAUGGCACAAGCACCGACACCACUGAGAGGGCAGACGGACCUCAUGGCAAUGGCACCACGGCGGCUGAGGAAGGCACCGGCAUGGCCGAGGAGGAGGAGGAAGAGGAGGAGGAAGAAGAAGAGGAGGAGGAGGAGGAGGAGGAGGAGGAGGAGGAGGAGGAAACUGAAGCUACUACUGUCGCCAGCACCACCGGCGAAGAGGGGCUGUCCCAGGCGACCACCACGGGAGAUGGGGGACCCACUGACGCCACCACAGCCGGGGAGCAGUGGGAGUAUGAGGUGACGGCCGGGGGCCACGGCCGGGGGGACGAGGGCACCACUGACGGCAGCUAUGGGGAGCAGGAUGAGUACGCCCGUGGGGACAGCUACCGGGCCUACGAGGAUGAGUAUGGCUACUACAAGGGGCACGGCUACAACGUGUACGGCCAGGAUUACUACUACAGCCAGUGA
Messenger RNA from Gymnogyps californianus (California condor), 936 nucleotides. It is a transcript of the gene IBSP, whose product is annotated as integrin binding sialoprotein. The record is from RefSeq and is a predicted model, not a curated record. Lineage: Eukaryota; Metazoa; Chordata; Aves; Accipitriformes; Cathartidae. The transcript has 6 exons. Gene Ontology annotation, biological process: ossification; extracellular matrix organization; bone mineralization. Gene Ontology annotation, cellular component: extracellular region. The coding region runs from base 1 to 936 and encodes 311 amino acids.